Messenger RNA from Epinephelus moara (kelp grouper), 751 nucleotides. RefSeq names its product O-6-methylguanine-DNA methyltransferase (gene mgmt). Gene Ontology annotation, molecular function: methylated-DNA-[protein]-cysteine S-methyltransferase activity. The record is from RefSeq and is a predicted model, not a curated record. The transcript is spliced from 5 exons. Gene Ontology annotation, cellular component: nucleus. Bases 113 to 679 code for a protein of 188 amino acids. Gene Ontology annotation, biological process: DNA repair. Lineage: Eukaryota; Metazoa; Chordata; Actinopteri; Perciformes; Serranidae.
CAGUGUGGAGAAACAGGAAGAGACUUUCUGUCACGUUUGUUUUGCAUGGAGAGGAGAAGGGGACAUCGUUCAGACACCGGGCGGAUACAAACGCUUUAUUCAGGGCAGCGAGAUGAAGAAGCAGAAGGAGAGCCAGUGCACUCAGAAGACCAUCUCAUUGCUGAGCCCCCUGGGGACGAUCCAAGUCAGUGGAUGUGAGAAUGGUGUGCACACCAUCCAGAUCCUAAUGGAUGUCGCACCUGCUGAAAGGAGCAGCGAGGCCCCCCUGAGCUGUGUGGUCAACGAUAGCCCGGCAGAAACGAGCCCCGAGUUGCAGCGCUGCGUUGAAUGGCUCCAGGCGUACUUCAGUGAGCCGCAGACCACUGGGAGUCUCCCGCUCCCUGCCUUUCACCACCCCGCCCUGCAAGGAGACGCGUUCACCAGCCGCGUGCUGCAGGUACUUCUGACGGAUGUGAAGUUUGGAGAGACGGUCUCGUACAAACGCCUCGCUGAGAUGGUGGGAAACCCCAGAGCGGUGCGGGCAGUGGGAGGGGCCAUGAGGAGGAACCCGGUUCCUCUCCUCAUCCCCUGCCACCGAGUCAUUUCGAGCAGUGGACAGAGUGGGCCGUACAUGAGCGGCAAGGGCGACCAUCUCAAACAAUGGCUGCUCACCCAUGAGAGGCAGGGAAGGGAAGGCUAAAGCAUGACAGAGGCCAACUGUCCUUCAUUCAGUACACACACACACACACACACACACACACACACACACACA